UAGACCAUAGACGCGCGCGCGAAACCAAAUCCGGAGAGACCAUUGACAGCACGGUCACCGUCCUACUCAUGUCUUUUCGCUCCAUCAACAAUGCGAACGUCAUGACUGUCCAGUGUCUCAAAGCUUUGUCCCUUCUCGUGACACCAGCAGUAUCGCGUUAGCGCGCUAUUAGCGCAGGCCCUGAUUUCCGUUAUUCCACGCCUACGACCUCCGAUACUUCCACAGAAAACAUUCUCAGCAACUCAGCAUGGAGACUGCAAAGCCUUUCCGCAGCGAUGGGCCUACGCUUGAAGCAGCCAAGGCAGAGCUGUCAAGGCUUCUCGCAGAAGAGAUUUCCAUCCAGACCGAGUGAGUCUUGUUUUUGGGCGAUCGCACAAGGUUCUAUAUCUAAAAUCCCACGCAGGCUUGAUAAGUUCAAGAACAAGGUUGCAGAGCUCGAGACCAAGCGAACGACAGUAGGCAAGGACUGUCAACACCUCAGCCGCAUCGUCACUGAGAAGCUGUGCCGCAACUUCGUCGACAAGUUCCACGCCACUCUACCACCAGAGCUCCGCGAGAUGGUCUACGACUACGUCGGGAAUGAGCCCAUGCACAGGCUGGUCUUCGAUGACGUGACCUUGUACGAGAAGACUUCGAACACUACAAGUGUCCCGCUUUCCGUCGCGUCGACUGACCGUCGUGGGCGAGCCAAUAUCAACUCGGCGCCUUGGUCCGUACCCUGUGGGCGAAAUACCCGUCGCUGUUUCCAUUGGCAGGAGCUUCCGUUCUGGGUCCAGCACCAGUAUGUUGGAAAGGACGUCGCAAAGGAAGUCGCCAAAGCAUACUAUCGCAAUAUGAACGCCCGUCAGUUGGAUGCUGAUCACCUCGAUGGUCUCACCGACUUGUUGUCGGAAGAUCACUUCCACCUCAGUGUCAAACCUGUCGACCACAUCCGCCGCCUGGAGCUCUCCUUGGCGGAGGAUGCUUACAUCCAAGACGAGGACCGAUUGAAACACUCUAUUCAGAGCAAGAAGGGCCAAGACAUCUUCCAGCACCAUUUCGAAAAGCUCUUGGACGUGCGUGUCAAGAGGGGUUUCCACCUGACGAUCAAGCUCAAAUGGGAUGGUGCUCGCAUCUACUGUACACCGGCCUUGGAGCGCUCACGUCGCGUUGUCAACGUGUUGAUGAAUGAGGGUGCCAUAGUCACUGUAGUUGCUUGGGAGAAGAGCCAGCGCGCAGAGUACAACGUCUCGGACUACUACGCACUUGCGCCGGAAGAUUGGCAGGCAAAGUGGACAAAGAAGGUGCGAAAAGACCAGCGUCUGGAGGGCCGUCGCUCUAACUCCUACGUGGACUCUUGGAUGGCGUUUAUCGAGAACUCCUCCCAAAUUGACAACGACAUUGUUGACGACGACCUCAUGGAUGAUUCGGAACAAGAGAACUUGAAAGACGAGGCGUUUAUGAAGGCUUUGGCUGGCUUGGAAGGUCCCAAGAGGAGUGUUUCUAACCCGUUUGCCGACUACUACACACUUCUUGAUGAAGAUUCCGAUCUGGAGGGCUCUUUUUGAGGUCAGCUCGGAUUUCCUGCGUGACAGCUCCGGUCACAUCUAGGUAGUAAUCAGCGCCCAGCAUGUUUGAGCGGACACGUCAGUCUAAGGGAAAAGAC
Messenger RNA from Alternaria rosae, 1645 nucleotides. RefSeq lists its product as uncharacterized. Lineage: Eukaryota; Fungi; Ascomycota; Dothideomycetes; Pleosporales; Pleosporaceae. The transcript has 2 exons. The coding region runs from base 276 to 1547 and encodes 423 amino acids. The record is from RefSeq and is a predicted model, not a curated record.